GUGCACACCGAACAAAUCAGCUUGUACGCCUGCGCCCGCGACCGUGUGUAUAGUGUGUGUGUGGUGCGCGUCGUGCGUGUAUUUGUGUUAAUGUGAGUGACAAGUGAACGUCGUGUUCCACCACAGUUGUUUGUCCUCACGGGUAUACAACAUUUUUCUCGAUCAGCGGCCGUCCUGCAUCUCGUCUCGUUAUUUUGCUCCUCCAUCUUUUCUUAGCUAUUUCCAUCAAUCCGAACGCGUCCCAAUCGGCUUGUCAUACACAGCAGCAGCUUCAGCAACACCGAGUACGCAACACCCGUCGUUGAAUUUCCUUCCGGAUCGCGUCGUGUGUUCACGGGUUUUGUUUUUAUUUUUAUUCGUUUUUCGAAAUUUUCUUUUCCGUACGAACGUCUACGAUCGCAGCAGUCAUCCCGUUUUACCAGAGCGCCCCGCACGCUUUGCGCAUCUUGUACGUACCUCCCGCCGCCACGACGGACGAAAAUAAUAUUGACAUGGAGAAGAGAAUCGAACUAGAAAAGAGAGGUCGCAAACCUGAAGAGAUAGAUCAAUUGAUUUUGGAUGAUUGUCGUAGCACUGCAAUAGUUGGCCUUACAGAUGAAUAUGUUGGGUUACGUAGUCUGAGCUUAAUUAAUGUUGGUUUAACUAGUUUAAAAGGUUUUCCAAAGUUGCCUUUACUUUUAUACUUGGAUGUCAGUGAAAAUCGAAUUUCAAAUAGUCUGCAAAAUUUGAGCGGUUGUAUCAAACUUAAAUCAUUGAAUCUCUGCCAAAAUAAAUUGAAAGACUUUGAAGCUAUUGAACCAUUGAAAUCAUUAGAACGUCUCAAGUUUUUGGAUUUAUCUAGUAAUGAAGUAACCAAACAAGAAGGGUAUAAAGAAUUCGUUUUAGAAAAGUUCUCAAAAACCCUCAGAUGUUUAGAUGGAGAUUCUCUCCUUAAUGGUAAAGAUGAAUCAGAUUCUGAUAGUGAUGAUGACGAGGAGGAUGGUUCAGAAUCAGAAGCUGAAGUAGAAGAAGGUGAUGGUGAAGAAGAUGAUGAUGAUAGUGACGAUUAUGACUCGGAUGAUCAAGUAUAUGAAGCUGGUGAAGUAGGUUUGGAAGAAAUGUUAAAAGAUAAUAUUGAUGAAGAAAGCGAAGGAAAUGAUUAUGUAUUAGAUGAAGAAGAUGGUGUUGAUCAAGAUUCCAGUGAUGAGAGUGAUGAUGAUGCUGGCGAAGCAGAUGAUAGCACUGCUAAUGAAUCACAAGAUACUAGAGGGAAAAAAAGGAAACUGGAUGAUGAAUCUACUGAGUAAAUUAUUUUAAUUACUGUUAUGUUGAGUGGAACAAAUUGUAUGUAUGUGUCCCACACAUAAUUUUUUUAUUAUAACUAUUAAUUUUUUUUUUUUUUUGUAAAUUGUUCUAUUAGACAUUUUAAUGUUGUACUACACAAAUAUUUUAAUUUAUUUUGAAAUUAUAUGCCAUUAUAUUCAUACAUACUAAGCUUUGAUUUUAGACUUGCUAAGCAAGAUAUUUUGAAUUUUCAUGGUCAACAUUAUUUAUAUCUUAACUGUUAA
Messenger RNA from Sipha flava (yellow sugarcane aphid), 1547 nucleotides. RefSeq names its product acidic leucine-rich nuclear phosphoprotein 32 family member A (gene Mapmodulin). Gene Ontology annotation, cellular component: nucleus. Bases 492 to 1286 code for a protein of 264 amino acids. The record is from RefSeq and is a predicted model, not a curated record. The transcript has 7 exons. NCBI's taxonomy places the organism in Eukaryota, Metazoa, Arthropoda, Insecta, Hemiptera, Aphididae. Gene Ontology annotation, molecular function: histone binding.